Messenger RNA from Corticium candelabrum, 2032 nucleotides. RefSeq lists its product as uncharacterized. The record is from RefSeq and is a predicted model, not a curated record. The transcript has 2 exons. Gene Ontology annotation, molecular function: protein binding. NCBI's taxonomy places the organism in Eukaryota, Metazoa, Porifera, Homoscleromorpha, Homosclerophorida, Plakinidae. The coding region runs from base 594 to 1910 and encodes 438 amino acids.
ACAGCUAUGAGCCUUCUGAAAACCACUAUAGAAAUAGUCUAAACUACAAAUUUAGACGCCUUUUUAUUCUAAGUGCUCUAUUUGUAACAUCUUUCAAAUCUUAGAAAGUGACUGUCGUUUCACAUGACCAAAAAGUCUGUAACACCACUAAAAUAGUCUGUAAUUGUCAAAGUAACAAGAUUUAUCACUAUAAAUGUUGCUUAUUAUGUUUGUGUAGUUACAAGUUUCCUAAUGGAGAGGAUAGUAAUCCUGAUAUAUCACAAGAUAUUGGUGUCAAACCUGAAGAUCACUUGAAAGUGACACAAGAGCAGUAUGUCCUCUAUUCUGACAUAGGAACAACAUUUCAGCUGUGUAAAAUUUGUGCUGAAAAUGACAAGAAUGUGCGGUUAGAACCAUGUGGUCACUUGCUAUGUUCAACGUGUGUUGAGAACUGGCAAGAAUCAGGAGGCACAGGCUGUCCAUUCUGUCGUGAACAAAUUAGGGACUCAACCCCAGUUGUAAUUGAGCCAUUCCAGUCAAGUGUGGUAAAGAAGAAGUCUGGUGGUAAUUCCUCUCCAGUGCAAUUGCUUCAUGUUGGAAGUAAUUCUUAUCCAAUGGGUGACCGUUCUGCCUUUGCCGGAUUAGCCAGUGCUGCAGCCAUGGCUAUGAAUGUGACUAUACCAGAAAAUGUCUCACACAAGGCUGAUGAACAGCGACCUCCAUUACCGAAACGCAAUAAUAGUGUACCUACAACAGCAAGUAAGGAGCAAACUGUUGGUGGUGUUCCACCUCUCCCUCGUAGAACACCUACCUCCCCUGCUAAAUCUCCAGUCUCACCUCCUUUCCUUACAACUCAAAUGGGAGGAUUGCUAGCAACUGGAAAUUUGGAUCGUACGAAUUCUACUGGCAGUGAUGAAGAGGAUCCUCGAAAUGUCAGGUCUCGUCAUUAUGUGUUUCCACAAUCUGAUGUGGUGGCACAGAUCUCUCCAUCUGUGGGAAGGAUGGAUCAUCAGGGUCUUUUGGACAAACAAUCAAAAACAAAUUUAACAAGGAAUGUGCCUCCAACUGCACCUCAAUAUCAUGGAGACUCCCGCACAAUAGAGUAUGCAGACUUAGACUUCACAAGUUAUCCACGUGGUCACAAUCCAAAUCUGAUUCUACCACCACGUGAAAUAACUGCAUAUUCACAGGUCAGUCAUGUCAUCUCUGGUGAGGAUGGUAGAAAAAUAGCAAUAGUUACAGAUGAUAUUAGUCAUGAUUCAUCCAGUGAUGAGGAGUUUGACUUUGAUGUGCCACCAUCAAUCACCGAGUUUCGAAGACAAUCUGAGGUUCACCGUUCUCAUUCUCCAUUACCACCAGGAGACUUUGACAGCAUUCCUCAUCCUGUAGUUGCUCGUAGCACGAGCCCUGUCAGCCCCAACAGCUCCAACUCUGUUUAUGAUAAUCUUCCUAUUCUGUCAUCUCAAGGGUUUCAACGUAACAUACCUCCACCUCUUGUUCCUGCACAAGGUAUCAGAACUGCUCCCCCCGUACCUGCUCAUCAACAUAGCAGUUCAGCCAAUCGCAAUGUUGGAAAUCAACUGUAUAGUCAUCCAGCAAUGAAUGAAGAGCCUGCAUAUGAUCUCGUUGCUGCUGAUCAAUCAUCAGUUUUACCUAUCACAAGUCGUCCAAGCAACCAGAUCGGAACCUCUAUCAGAAGUAAUCAAGCUUUGCCUUCAUACAGGGGAUAUGGAUCAACUAUGAUUAGUCAUGGUCCUGGAUCUGGAACGAGUGAUAGCCACUAUCCACACAGUGCUGCCAGUACUGGUGACAGCUCUAUUCAACAUCUAACAAAUCAAGGCUACACACGAGAUCAAGUUAUUCGAGCUCUGGCUAUAUCACACAAUGACUUCAAGAUGGCUGAACAGAUUCUUAAAGAAUUUGGAAAGUAACAGAAACAAAAUUUAGUCACAGACAUGAUGAGCUUGUAGAGAUAAGUCAUAAUAUGUGAACAAUAUAGUUGGGACCCAAAUUAACAUUAAUUGUGAACCAAUGGGUGCGUUGUAGGUAGUAG